AUGUUUUCUGCUCUUCGACGUCGACUAGGGCGUCCCUCGGACGACGACGCCGACGAUCCGUUCAAAGAGAGCACCUCGACGCUCACCAAGAGCCGGCGGCCGCCCAACACUGCGUUCCGACAACAGCGGCUCAAGGCCUGGCAGCCCAUUCUUGUUCCCCGGGUCGUUUUGCCGUUGUUGCUUCUUGUUGCGCUGAUCUGCGUGCCCAUCGGCAUAGGCUUUGUCUUUGCCACAUACAGCAUUGAGAAACUGGAGAUAAACUACGGCAAGUGCGCCGACCUGGCGUCCAGCAGUUUCGCCGACGUGCCAUCGAAGUAUGUCGAUUACCAUUUUAGCGGCGGCAAGUCGUCCACCGUGCAGUGGAAAAAGACCAUCAACGAGACGGACACCGUGUGCACGAUCCAGUUUGAUGUUCCGGGCGACAUCCACGGGCCAUUGUACCUGUAUUAUAAAUUGACCAACUUUUACCAAAAUCACAGAAAAUACGUGGAGUCCUACGACUGGAAGCAGCUGCGCGGGAACGCUGUUCCGUACGACGACGUGAGCUCCGACUGCUCGCCGAUGCGGUACCGGGACGACAAGAUCGUGUAUCCGUGCGGACUGGUGGCGAAUUCGAUGUUCAACGACUCGUUUUCGAGUCUCACGUCGUCCUCGGGCAGCGAGUACGAGUUCAGUGCCAAGGGUAUCGCCUGGAAGUCGGAUCUUUCGCUGUACAAGCGGACGAAAUACAACACGUCGGACAUUGUGCCGCCGCUGAACUGGAUCGAGAAGUAUCCGGACGGCUACUCUGACGAGGACCUGGACUCGCUGGCUGAGGACGAGCGAUUCAUGAACUGGAUGAAGACCGCUGCGCUGCCGUCGUUCAUGAAACUCUAUGGCAAAAGCAGCGACGUGCUGGCGAAGGGCACGUACACGAUGGACAUUGUCAUGAGAUACGAGGUGUCGAUUUUCGGCGGAACGAAGAGCGUGAUCGUGUCCACGUCGAGCGUGCUGGGAGGACGGCAUUUCAGUCUGGGCAUCUGCUACCUGGUUGUGGGAGGUCUCAGCGUGCUGUUCAUGCUGGUAUUCCUCAUCAAACACGUGUUCACGCGCAAACAGACAGACCACGCCUUUUUGGAAGGGCUGGCCGGCCAGGAGCGAGAGGUGCUCUAG
Messenger RNA from Ogataea angusta, 1152 nucleotides. RefSeq lists its product as uncharacterized. Gene Ontology annotation, cellular component: plasma membrane; Golgi apparatus; endoplasmic reticulum. The record is from RefSeq and is a predicted model, not a curated record. Lineage: Eukaryota; Fungi; Ascomycota; Pichiomycetes; Pichiales; Pichiaceae. The transcript has a single exon. Bases 1 to 1152 code for a protein of 383 amino acids.